GUUAUUUCUACCAUUACCCAUUUCUUUUCUUUUAAAAGCCUCCAAUUUUCCCUCUUUUUCAUUGCACCAUGAGAAACUUUCAUCCCUUCUCUACUUUUUUGCUUUUCGUCUUCCUGUUUCAUCCUCUUCUUCUUGUUCUUGUUGAUUCAUAUGAUGGGCCUUUAUACGAUUACACAGCUCAUACUGAGUGUAAAUUACGUCCAGAGAAGCCACUCUACAAUGGAGGAAUCCUCAAAAAUCAAGCUUUGAGUGUUCAAGCCAUUGGGGACACUUCAAAUGCUAUCUAUUCACCUGCAUUUCUCUUGCACAAUCUCACUGCCAAAACCUAUUAUUCCUUUUCAAGUUGGGUGAAAUUAGGAGGAGCAGUUUCAAGUGUUGUAAGAGCAAGCCUCAGGAUCGAGAAUGAAACUUACAAUUGCAUUGGCACUGUUUUGGCAAAGCAUGGUUGUUGGUCUUUUCUCAAAGGUGGAUUCUUCAUGAACUUGCCUUCAAAUUUCUCUAUUCUAUUCUUUCAGAUUUUUGAUGAGGGAGAUGCCAAUAUAUCAAUCGAUAAUGCUUCUUUACAGCCAUUUACAGAAGAAGAGUGGAGAGUAAAUCAACAACUCACAAUCAAUACAGUGAGGAAACGAGCUGUUACAGUUCAUGUUUCUGAUAAACAAGGAGGGAGGUUGGAAGGAGCAUUGAUCAAUGUCAAGCAAAUCUCUAAAGACUUCCCAUUUGGAUCUGCAAUUGCAAAAACCAUUAUAGGGAACUUACCUUAUCAGGAUUGGUUUGUGAAGAGAUUCAAUGCAGCAGUUUUUGAAAAUGAACUAAAAUGGUAUGCCACAGAGCCAAAACAAGGGGUUCUGAACUACACAACAGCUGAUAGAAUGUUGGAAUUUGUCCGGGCGAAUCAAAUAACCGCUAGAGGCCACAACAUCUUCUGGGAGGAUCCGAAGUACACGCCCCCGUGGGUCCAAAACCUAACUGGGGAGGAGCUGAAAUCGGCGGUGGAUUCACGGAUAAAGGGGCUGUUAAGUAGAUACAAAGAUGAGUUUGUACAUUGGGAUGUGAGCAAUGAAAUGCUGCAUUUUGAUUUCUAUGAGAAGAGCCUUGGUGCUAAUGCAACAUUGCAUUUCUACAAAACAGCACAUGAGAUUGAUCCAUUGGCUACAUUGUUUAUGAAUGAAUUCAAUGUGGUGGAGACUUGCAGUGAUGUGAAAUCAACUGUUGACAAUUACAUUAAUAGGCUUAAAGAACUUAAAAGAAAUGGGGUUUCAAUGGAUGGGAUUGGAUUGGAAGGUCAUUUCACUAUUCCUAACCCACCUCUUAUGAGAGCCAUCUUAGACAAAUUGGCUACUCUCAACCUUCCAAUUUGGCUCACAGAAGUUGAUAUCAGCCAUACUUUGGGUCAAGAAACUCAGGCUUCUUAUUUGGAAGUUGUGCUGAGGGAAGGUUUCUCACACCCUGCUGUAGGUGGGAUUAUGUUGUGGUCGGCGCUGGGUCCGAACGGUUGCUACCAAAUGUGCUUGACCGACGCCAACUUUCGGAACCUCCCGACUGGCGAUGUGGUCGACAAGCUCUUGAAAGAAUGGAAAACCGAAGAUAUUGAAGCUCGGACCGACAACCAUGGUUCCUUUAGCUUUUAUGGCUUUUUGGGUGAAUAUGAGGUAAGCGUUAAGUAUGAAAACAGAAGUGCUACUUCAACUUUCCCUGUCUCAGUUGGUGAUGAAACUAAACACUUCAGCAUUCAGUUGUAGAAAAACUGUUGCAAUUUGAGGUUGAAUAGUAAAGGAUUACUCUUUCUACAGAAAAUAAACUGUUUCACUUGAGUGUUCAAAA
Messenger RNA from Cucumis melo (muskmelon), 1821 nucleotides. Its product is annotated as endo-1,4-beta-xylanase 5. Gene Ontology annotation, molecular function: hydrolase activity, hydrolyzing O-glycosyl compounds. Gene Ontology annotation, biological process: carbohydrate metabolic process. Lineage: Eukaryota; Viridiplantae; Streptophyta; Magnoliopsida; Cucurbitales; Cucurbitaceae. Bases 69 to 1739 code for a protein of 556 amino acids. The record is from RefSeq and is a predicted model, not a curated record. The transcript has 8 exons.